GGGGCCAGUGCCAAGGGUAGCACGCACGUCCGAAUUUCCGAGCCAAGCCCCGCGGAGCAACCGGAAGCGCAAUUUCACUUCUGCGCCCUAAGACGAAAAUAUGAUAUCGCCCACAAAAUUUCACAGCCCGUGUGCUUCAGCAUACCUUGAGAUAUCCGCAUUCCUCUUUACAGCUAGAUUCCCUCGAAUGGAGACGUAAAUACCCGUUCUAGUUCUGAUGCCCGCUGCUCUUGCUGCAGGUAUUGCAUCUCUGCGCACCGGGACCUAAUCGCGAAGCGCAGCCAUUAGCACCUCCAAACAGGUAAUUGGGCCCCGCAUUCAGUCAGCUGAUAUUUAAUCUCCGCAGAUCCAGCUAACUUCGGAACCUCCUUUGGAUCCUCUUUUUCUCAGCACCCAUUCUCUGUGUUUGUUCUCGCUAUCUCAGCUCAGCUUAUAAAACAUAGAAAAUGAGGCUCAGCGUGUUGGCUUGGGUGGCCACCGUUCUCGCGGGAUACGCCCCAUUUGAAAUAGACUGCCCUGAGGGGAAUUUGCUUCGGUUAGCCAACAGCCUUUCUGAAGAAGAAAAUGACUGGGUGACGGAGAGACACAAAGUCACGGACUCGUACCUCGAAACGUUUCUCAAUGACGCGAUGUUGGACGAUUUCGAUGCGUCUUCGUUCCUCCGCAAUACCACCAAUAACCGGUCCAUCACCAUUGGCCUUGCCUUUUCCGGCGGCGGCUACAGAGCCAUGUUGGCCGGUGCGGGACAGCUUUCGGCGCUUGACAACAGAACCGAGGGUGCACAUGCCGAGGGCUUGGGCGGCUUGCUCCAGGCAUCGACGUAUUUGGUCGGGCUUUCCGGGGGAAGCUGGCUCGUUGGAUCCGUGGCAAACAACAAUUUCACCAGCAUCCAGGACAUUGUGGACAACAAGAUCGAUAUCUGGGACUUGGAGUACUCGGUUGUCAACAUGGGUGGCUGGAACCCCAUCGAGGCAUACCAGUACUAUAAAGACCUCUACGACGACGUCAGUGCCAAGGAGGACGCCGGGUUCGACGUUUCCUUGACUGACACUUGGGGCCGCGCCUUGUCGCAUCAGUUUUUCACUGAGCAGAGCGACUAUGGCGAGAACAUUUUGUGGUCCGGGAUCCAGGACAUUCCGGAGUUUGCCGACCACGAAAUGCCGUUUCCCAUUGUGGUGGCAGAUGGCAGGACGCCCGGAACUUUUGUCAUCAGUGGAAACUCCACGGUGUUUGAGUUCAACCCCUUCGAAAUGGGGUCCUGGGACCCGUCUUUGUACGCGUUCACGAAAACCAAGUACUUGGGCACGGAUGUAUCGGACGGCGUCCCCGUGAAUGGCUCGUGUAUAGGCGGAUUCGACAACUCGGGCUUUGUCAUGGGGACGUCUUCCUCGUUGUUUAACCAGUUUGUGUUGCAGAUCAACACCACGUCCUUGUCCAGCACCAUCCAAAGUCUCAUCAGCCUGUUUUUGGAGGACAUUUCGCAGGACGAGAAUGACAUUGCCCUGUAUAAGCCCAACCCGUUCCAAAACUUCAGUGAGGCCGGCGUCGACAGCAUUGUGCAGAACGACACCUUGUACUUGGUCGAUGGCGGCGAAGAUUUGCAGAACAUUCCGUUGUACCCGUUGUUACAACAUCCUCGGGAAGUCGAUGUGAUUUUCGCCUAUGACAACUCUGCGGACACGGACGAGAAUUGGCCCGACGGAGCGUCAAUGGUCGCCUCCUAUCAGAGACAGUUUUUAGAGCAAGGCAACGGCACCAUCUUCCCCUAUGUGCCCGAUGUCAAUUCGUUUCGCAAUCUCAAUUUGACAGCCAAGCCAGCGUUUUUUGGAUGCAACGCCAGAAACCUCUCGUCGUUGCUUGCAGAUGAUGCAGAUGAAGACGAUGUGUACGACUCGCCGUUGAUUGUGUACACGGCCAACCGGCCAUUUUCCUUCCACUCAAACACAUCCACCUUCCAGCUCUCGUAUGAGGACCCUGAAAAGCUUUCGAUGAUUCGAAACGGGUUUGAGACCGCGUCUCGACUCAACAUGACUUUGGACGACGAGUGGAAAACAUGUGUGGCAUGCGCAAUUAUCAGGCGUGAGCAGGAACGCCAGGGCAUUGAACAGAGCGACCAGUGCAAGCAAUGUUUCGAAGAAUAUUGCUGGGACGGCACAAUCGAUGACUCCGCCCCGGGCGUGAACUUCACGACAGAGGGGACCACAGAUGAUGCUGAGAAUACUGGUAAUGUGAGCACCAGUUUUGGGUACUCGCUCAUCAGAUCCAACAAGAACUAUGCGCUUCUUCAAGCACUCGGCUACGGGCUUCUUGCGGUCGUAGUAUGUACCUAUUCUGCUCUCUGAGACACACAAGCGACAUCGAAAUUAGCUGUGGAACAAUAAACCUGUAUCGGAAUACCGAUGAAACUAGGACGAUUUUUGUCGAAUAUUAAAGUAAUCCGAUGCACCCGAUUGCGUCUUUUUAAAAGCGCUUUAAUUUUGUUUGAAAGUGUACCACGCAAGAAAACAAUUUCUCCAGUAAUUGGCAAUUUGUUUCUAGGUUCUUCUCGGGAUUUCUGGUAAUGUAGCCUGUAUACCCAAAAUAUUAUCUAAAAUUACUGUUGCUUUCCUUCUGUACAAUUUUGUGUUGUGGGUUUGGUAUCAAGCCAUG
Metschnikowia bicuspidata var. bicuspidata NRRL YB-4993 is the source of this 2649-nucleotide messenger RNA. Its product is annotated as lysophospholipase family protein. The transcript has a single exon. The record is from RefSeq and is a predicted model, not a curated record. Gene Ontology annotation, biological process: glycerophospholipid catabolic process. Lineage: Eukaryota; Fungi; Ascomycota; Pichiomycetes; Serinales; Metschnikowiaceae. Bases 447 to 2342 code for a protein of 631 amino acids. Gene Ontology annotation, molecular function: A2-type glycerophospholipase activity. Gene Ontology annotation, cellular component: extracellular region; cytosol; plasma membrane.